Messenger RNA from Chanos chanos (milkfish), 1300 nucleotides. RefSeq names its product NCK adaptor protein 2a (gene nck2a). Gene Ontology annotation, cellular component: cytoplasm. Gene Ontology annotation, molecular function: signaling adaptor activity; receptor tyrosine kinase binding. The transcript has 4 exons. The coding region runs from base 48 to 1235 and encodes 395 amino acids. NCBI's taxonomy places the organism in Eukaryota, Metazoa, Chordata, Actinopteri, Gonorynchiformes, Chanidae. Gene Ontology annotation, biological process: negative regulation of endoplasmic reticulum stress-induced eIF2 alpha phosphorylation; negative regulation of PERK-mediated unfolded protein response; positive regulation of translation in response to endoplasmic reticulum stress. The record is from RefSeq and is a predicted model, not a curated record.
CCCAGAUCCCGGUCUGUCAGCAGUUACAUCAAGAGACUCGAUGAAAAAUGACAGAGGAGGCCAUAGUUAUAGCCAAGUGGGACUACACUGCCCAGCAGGACCAAGAACUUGACAUCCGUAAAAACGAGCGCCUUUGGCUCCUAGACGACUCCAAAACUUGGUGGAGGGUCCGUAACGGGUCCAACCAGACGGGCUACGUUCCCUCCAACUACGUGGAACGUAAGAACAGUCUGAAGAAAGCUUCGCUGGUGAAAAAUCUGAAAGACACUCUGGGUCUUGGAAAGACAAAGAGAAAGACAAGUGCACGUGAUACCUCUCCAACACCCAGCACAGACGCCGAGUACCCAACCAAUGGGAGCACAGGAGGCGUGGGCGGGGCAGAACGGAUCUACGACCUGAACAUUCCGGCGCUGGUGAAGUUCUCCUACGCGGCAGAGCGAGACGAUGAGCUGACGCUCAUUAAGGGGGCCAAGGUGGUCGUCAUGGAGAAAUGCAGCGACGGAUGGUGGAGAGGUAGCUACGCGGGCCGCGUCGGGUGGUUCCCGUCCAACUACGUCCAGGAAGAGACCGGUUUCGGGGACUCUGACAGAGGGUUUGGCGACACUAUGGGAAGUUUCCGGUCUCUGCAGGCGGGGCAGAGGUCCAUGGUGACCAACGGGCGCCCGGCGAUGCCAGUUCUCCACGUUGUUCAGACUCUGUACCCCUUUAGCUCGGUCACAGAAGAAGAGCUGAACUUUGAGAAAGGUGAGACGAUGGAGGUGUUGGAGAAGCCGGAGAACGACCCGGAGUGGUGGAGGUGUAAAAACAGCCGUGGCGUAGUCGGCCUCGUGCCCAAGAACUAUGUGAUGGUCCUCAGUGACGGCCCAGGGACCGAUUCGGGCCCUAGCUCGCCACACAUGAACUACAUGGGGCCCUCUCGUACCGGCAUGUUUGCUGGGAAGGAUUGGUAUUAUGGAAAUGUCACGAGACACCAAGCGGAGUGUGCGCUCAACGAACGAGGCGUGGAAGGAGAUUUUCUCAUACGAGACAGCGAGUCGUCGCCGAACGACUUCUCAGUGUCUCUGAAAGCAGAGGGGAAGAACAAGCACUUCAAGGUCCAGCUCACAGACGGGAUGUACUGUAUCGGCCAGCGGCGGUUUGGCAGUAUGGACGAAUUGGUGGAGCACUACAAAAAAGCGCCCAUUUUCACCAGCGAGCAGGGCGACAAGCUCUACCUUAUUAAGCCCCUCCCCUGAACGCUGCACUCCCUCACCGGAUGCUUCUUUCUUUCCUUUACCCGCCUUCCUCUCUUCUUUUUUUA